This is a messenger RNA of Chionomys nivalis (European snow vole), 4534 nucleotides long. It is a transcript of the gene Gpd1l, whose product is annotated as glycerol-3-phosphate dehydrogenase 1 like. Gene Ontology annotation, cellular component: cytosol; glycerol-3-phosphate dehydrogenase (FAD) complex. Gene Ontology annotation, molecular function: glycerol-3-phosphate dehydrogenase [NAD(P)+] activity; NAD binding; protein homodimerization activity. The record is from RefSeq and is a predicted model, not a curated record. NCBI's taxonomy places the organism in Eukaryota, Metazoa, Chordata, Mammalia, Rodentia, Cricetidae. Gene Ontology annotation, biological process: glycerol-3-phosphate catabolic process; carbohydrate metabolic process. The transcript has 8 exons. Bases 210 to 1265 code for a protein of 351 amino acids.
UCCUCCCGGCUGUCAGCUGUGGCCCUAGGCGCCCAGGCAGGGUGGCGGUGGCCAUUGGCGGAGAGGAGGGCGGGGCGGGGUCGCCCCGAGCCGCUACACUAGGCCGCUCCAGUGGAGGUGAGCAGUUGGCCUGGGAGGCACUGCGCCUGCAAGCAGCGAUUCGGCUGGGCCCUGGGAAGCAGAGUGUGCUGCAGCGAUCCGGCUUGGCCAUGGCAGCGGCGCCUCUGAAAGUGUGCAUCGUGGGCUCAGGGAACUGGGGAUCAGCUGUUGCAAAAAUCAUUGGAAAUAAUGUAAAGAACUUGCAGAAGUUCGCCUCCACGGUCAAGAUGUGGGUCUUCGAGGAAACCGUUAACGGGAGGAAGCUGACAGACAUCAUCAACAAUGACCACGAAAACGUGAAAUAUCUCCCUGGACACAAGCUGCCAGAAAACGUGGUCGCUGUCCCGAAUCUCAGCGAGGCCGUGCAGGAUGCGGACCUGCUGGUGUUUGUCAUCCCCCACCAGUUCAUCCACAAGAUCUGCGAUGAGAUCACGGGCAAGGUGCCCAAGAAGGCCCUGGGCAUCACGCUCAUCAAGGGCAUAGAUGAGGGCCCCGAAGGGCUGAAGCUCAUCUCCGACAUCAUCAGAGAGAAGAUGGGCAUUGACAUCAGCGUGCUGAUGGGGGCCAACAUCGCCAGUGAGGUGGCUGCGGAGAAGUUCUGCGAGACCACCAUUGGUAGCAAAGUGCUGCUGAACGGCCUUCUCUUCAAAGAGCUGCUGCAGACACCCAACUUCCGGAUCACUGUGGUGGAUGAUGCGGACACGGUGGAGCUUUGUGGUGCUCUGAAGAACAUAGUUGCUGUGGGAGCUGGCUUCUGCGAUGGCCUCCGCUGUGGGGACAACACCAAGGCAGCCGUCAUCCGUCUGGGACUCAUGGAAAUGAUCGCUUUUGCCAAGAUCUUUUGUAAAGGCCAGGUGUCCACGGCCACCUUCCUGGAGAGCUGUGGGGUAGCUGACCUCAUCACCACCUGCUAUGGAGGGCGGAACCGCAAGGUGGCAGAAGCCUUCGCCAGGACUGGGAAGACCAUUGAAGAACUGGAGAAGGAGAUGCUGAACGGGCAGAAGCUCCAGGGCCCUCAGACCUCUGCUGAGGUGUACCGCAUCCUCAAGCAGAAGGGGCUACUGGACAAGUUUCCUCUCUUCACGGCGGUGUACCAGAUCUGCUAUGAAGGCAAGCCUGUCACAGAGAUGCUGUCUUGCCUGCAGAGCCACCCGGAGCACAUCUGAAGGAAGUCGGGCAGCCAGCAGGGAGCAGUCUCAUCUGUGGUCACCCAGGAAACCAGGGCUUGGCAGUGAGAUCCCUGCUGAACUGUACUGUGAUCUGAACACUUACAGAUUGUCCCAACUUUGAUCCCAUGCUGGGAGAAGCACUUCCCUGUCUAAGAGGUGUGCGUACGUGCGUGCAUGUGUGUGCGUGUGUGCAUGUGUGUGCGAAAGUGUGCUCCUUUCUCAUUCUGUGGGUGUGUCUCUAAACCCAAAUCAGGUGUCUAUUUUAAUGAUCACAUUUGAAAUCUCCCUGCCAGGCAGGGAAGCUUGUGAGAUUGGAACUAACUCAGCUAAACAUUAUGGAUUGUAUGGAUGUGACUCACUUACAUGUGAGUAGAAGGUGGAAUUGUUUUUUUUCUGAUACAGUUAUCCAGCGAACUCCUUGGAUUGUGGGUUGAUCGCUUAACAAUCAGGUGUUUUAAUUAGAUAGUCCACUUACACAUUUCUCCGCGAUAAAGAUGCCACAUUUCUUGCCCCUUUCCUCAUCGCUAGCUGCCGGAAUGGGCUUCUGCCCAGCAAUGGCGGAGGGAGGAGACAUCCCUGCAGUGGCUGACAUCCUUCUGGGGACAGACACUUUACCAUGCUCUGUGUUGGGUGGGCUUUUCUGCACCUGUGUCCCCUCAGGCUCAUGGAGCCCGGAAGGACUGCUGUCACUCUCUCCUCAUGUUAGAAGCUACAGUUGUCCCUGGUCACCCAGCGACGUAGACAGGAGCCUAUCCACACUCCUCCAUCCUUCCAGGACGGGACCUGCUAGGAUGUCACUGGGCCUCUUUGCCUAUAGGAAUGCUAUGUGCAUCCUUUCCUGAGGCCACAGGAGGGUUUCCUGCCUUGGAGAUUUGUAGGGCAGAGUGUCUUGGGGAAGGUCACUUCUCCAAGUGAUGUCCCCAAUCCAGCAGGGUCAUGGUACUCUUAAGAAAGUGGGUUCCCAGGCCUCAAGAAUGGCUGUGUUUCAACAUGCCUUCCAUGUGUUUCUGAUGCUCACUACAGUGAGAGCCACCACAUUAGAGAAUAUACCUUAGCGUGACCUUCACUGUGCAGUGUUCUCUCGGGCACGUGUCCUGAGGUCUUCUGGCUAUUCCAGGUGGCCCCUGGGAUGGCCAAGUGAGUUUGGGAAUGGUUGCCUCUGCACACUUUCCUGGGUGUAAGCUGGGUGCCAGCACCUCCACAGACCCUGCUAAGCUAACAAGUCCCCAACACGGGGACCAGAGUAUCAGCCAAAAUGUCUAGAGAAGACUGUUAUAGGGUGAGGUGGCCCUCGCUCCCCACAGUAAAUUAGGAUGACUAACUACCUGUGAGAGUUUGUUCUAUGUAGCCUGGGCUGGCCUCAAACUUGUCAACUUCUUGCCUCUGUCUCCUGGGUAGCUGGGAUUGCCAUCCCCAGCUGGGAUAGCAGUUUCUAGACUUUCUGAACCCCUGAGGAAGCUUCCAGGUGACAGGGUCACCAGGUGACAGGGUCGCGAGCAGACAAGCUGAGGUCAGCCUCACUGAGACGCACACGAUAUGUAGUAAGUGCUUUGGAUUCUGAAUCAGAAUGUGAAUGAUCAUAUCUUUAUUUAAAAGUUGGGCAUCCCAUGAGGGUGAAUGAAUGAAUGUCAUAUAGUCAUGUGCUUCUAACUUCUGAGAUUCUCCACUUCCUCCCCCUCAUCUUGGGUUUGGUAUCCCCACCCCACCCCAGUCAACACCCCUUAUCUAACUGAAAUGAUUGUAAAAAUAAGUUUUUAUGGGAAUUUUUAAACUAUCCAAAAAGACUUUUGGAGCACUGUAGAGUCCCAUACCUAAGAGCCUAUGGAAGCGCACAGCUGAAAGUUCAGUUUUUGUAAUGGUGUUGUUGAUUGGUUCUUUCCUUGUCUCCUAAUGAAUCUUUUUUAAACUUUGUACAUAGGUAACGAAGAGUUACUUUUUAAGAUAUCCAAAGGGCUGUAAGCUACUGUGGUGUCUACAAAGUAGGACAGUGAGGAAUUGGUAACUUCUUGUGUUCUGCAUCCUCAUGGACAUCCCCAUCUGGCACUCACUUUCUCUCUAGGCCUCGUCCUUCCGGGCCCUUCCUCCUUUCCUUCAUGAAUACCCCUCACCAUCGUAACCCACACUGAUGGAAACAGAUACCGUUCUUAAGCGUGUGUUCCGAUAGCCAGAAGCAUCGCUCCAUACGUUACCUAUCUCUGUAACCACUGCUGACCGAUGUUUCUCAUGAGCUGUGGUAGGAGGAACAGAGAUACCUAGACAGAUCCUUUAUCUGUGGAUGUAAAACGAAAGUAUUGCCUUGCUCCUCUCCUCCCCGCAGCACUUGGGGACAAGUCUGUCUGGGAAGCCAGCCUUCUGGCGUUUUAAGACCUGGCCUACGGAGGGUGCUGAGGUGAGGGAGCCGUGUCCAGACACAAUUGUUUCUCUGCCAGCUCUGCUUGACGAGCCUCUUACUUCCAUAUGUACUGUGUAUGCACGGCUGUGGACUGUAGGUGGGUGCAUAAUUUAAAGGCUUGGUUUAAUAAACACAACCGAUCAAACCUGUACCAUGGAGCCUAUUUUUCUCCUUUCUUGUUUUUACAAUUUAAUAUUUUAUUAUUGCAUUUUAAGUAUAUGAAUGCUUGCCUACAUGUAUUAUUGCACCAUGAGAAUGCCUGGUGCCCUCAAAGGCCAGAAGAGGACAAUGGAUCCCCUGGAACUGGAGCUACAGAUGGUUGGAGCCACCAAGUGGGUCCUGGGAAUCACCCUAGGUUCUCUGGAAGAACAGCCAAUGCUCUUAACUGCUGAACUGUGGAGGCGCACAACACAAGCCUGUUCCACCUUGACUAAAGGGCAGAGAGUUUGGACUUAUUUUUGUUCUUUCAAAGCUGUUGGUAUGGCACCAAACAAGAAGCCCUGAUCUAGGCUGUGGUUUCUUGGUGUUUUGGACAUUAAGAUGGCCCAUAGAGGUGGGUCCGCUCCACCCUGACCAAAGGUCAGAGAAUUCUAACCUAUUCCUGCUCUUUCAUUUUAAAAUAGGUUUGACCCAGAGAGUGGCUGCCUACAGGAUACUUGGUCUAGAGUGUAUUUGCUGCAUAUCCUGCCCAAAACACCAAAAUGCUUUACUCAGGAAAUAAUGGCUUGGUGUCUCAAGUACUGAAGCAAGUAACUGUCCUGGUUGUCCUUUGUGUAUGUUAAAGUAGCCUUUUGCCUCCCCCCCCCCUUUUGUAUUGGGGUAUAAAAGCGUAUGGAAAAUAAACACAGGCAGAUUCGGUAUUCACUGAGUUGCC